CUAUAAAUUCGGACCUCAGUCUUCUCUCUUCUCCCUAGUACAGACAAACCGGAGAGGUUUGCACACCGUUGGCAACAGUUGGUAAUUUUGACGUGAUUGUUUAGGUUAGUGUCCCAAGUUUCCCGAGCACACGAGGUUGAAAGGAAUAAAAAUGGAGUAUGUUGAAGUUUCUGAUAUACAAAUGGAGAAAGCAAUGAUCAUGUGCUGCGAAUGUGGGAAUGUUAUUGAGCCAAAUCCUGCCAACAUGUGUGUGGGAUGUCUGCGUUCACAUGUUGACAUCACAGAGGGGAUUCCCAAACAAGUGUCCUUGCAGUUCUGCAAGGGUUGUGAAAGAUAUCUCCAGCCACCCAACGGAUGGAUUCAUGCCCCAUUGGAAUCCAAGGAACUUUUGACUUUGUGCUUGAACAAAUUGAAGGGAUUGAAUCGUGUGAAAUUGAUAGACGCUGGUUUCAAAUGGACGGAACCGCAUUCCAAAAGAUUGAAAGUGAAAUUAACUGUUCAAGCGGAAGUAAUGGGCGGUACAAUUCUGGAGCAAACAUUUUUGGUCGAAUAUGUUACAAAUAGUCAAAUGUGUGACGAUUGUCAUCGUUCGGAGGCUAAAGAUUACUGGCGCGCAUGUGUGCAAGUUCGGCAAAAAGCAAUAAACAGGAAAACCUUUUUCUAUUUAGAGCAACUUAUAUUGAAAUAUAAGGCUCACGAGCAGACACUAGGCAUAAAACGUAUUCACGAAGGUCUAGACUUCUUCUACGCAAACGAAGGCACAGCUAGAAAAAUGGUCGAUUUCCUGAUAACAGUCAUUCCAUGUCGUUAUCAACAGUCGAAGCGAUUGAUUUCGUACGACUGUCACAGUAACAUAUACAAUUACAAGUUCUCAUACAGCGUUGAAAUUGUUCCAGUCUCAAAGGACAGCCUGGUCUGCCUACCGCGAAAAUUAACUCAACAGUUAGGCGGGAUCAGUUCUAUCUGUUUAGUGUACAGAAUAACUAGUGCCGUGCAUCUGAUGGACGUUUCAUCGGGACAGAUUGCGGAAGUCAGCGCGCCUGUUUAUUGGAGAUACAACUUCAACAGCAUAUGCAACCCGAAACAAUUGACCGAGUACAUCGUGAUGGAUAUUGAAAUAAUAAAUUGCGAAGAUAAGAAAACCUUUCCCGGACAAGGAUCUAUUUCCAAAAAACACAUCAUAGCGGAUGUUUGGCUGGUAAAAGCGUCCGAAUUGGGAAUAAACGACAAUCCGAUUCAUUCGCGCACGCACUUGGGUCAUUUUCUCAAACCUGGCGAUUCAGCCUUAGGUUACUGUCUGAAAGAUAGCAAUAUUAACGACAGCAAUUUCGAGAAGCUAAGUGCGGACACGGUGCCCGAUAUCGUUCUUGUGAAAAAGUUUUACGGUCACAACAAGGCGGCCCGUCGCAGAGCAAGAAUGUGGAAGUUGAAACAUCUCGUCGACGAAGUAGUCAGCAUGAGCACGGAGAAUAACGAAUACAACGAAUUCCUGGAGGAGCUGGAAGAAGAUCCGGAAAUGAGACAGAACGUCAAUAUAUUCAGGGACUCUAGUAAACAGAUUCCCGUCGAUACUGACGAAAUAGACCCGACCAUUCCGCAGAUCACGCUUGAAGAAAUGCUGGACGAUCUUGUGAUCGAAGACACCGAAAUGACCGAAGAAUCUUGAGAAUUUUGCACGCGUAGGAAAGUUAAUUUCAAAGUAAAUGUACAUACAAUGUAUAUUCUAUAAAAAAAAAAAAAAAAAAAAAAAAAAAAGAAGAAAAGAGAAAUCUCUUUUCUCGGAACGAUAAAUUAUCUAAAGAAUAUACAAAGUUUGCACGGUUUUGUUUACAUCUCGAUUGUGUGUGUGUGUUUAUACGCGUGCAUUGUAAAACAUUAAAGAUGCGGUCAAAUUCUCACUGCAGAUGUUUUGAAAUAUUCUAUCUUUAUUUUACAUUUAACGAGAAAUAAAAAUAGCACGAUGUUUCGAAAUGUUUGCAGUUUGAAGUUUCGACUGCGUCCUAAGAUUCUGAUAGAAAGCAAUAACGCUCCACAUUCAAAUCAGUAUGUUGCGAUCAAAAAACAACCGACACGCGAAAUUUAUCUGUUUGAUUACGCAACAGUCACAACUCAUCAUCAUUUAUUCGCGUUGACGAGAUAUAUCGUGAUGGACAUUGGAAUAAUAAAACUUAAAGAGAUAAUAAGAAAAUCGUUCCACAGA
This is a messenger RNA of Pseudomyrmex gracilis, 2200 nucleotides long. RefSeq names its product 60S ribosomal export protein NMD3 (gene Nmd3). Gene Ontology annotation, molecular function: ribosomal large subunit binding. The transcript has 12 exons. Lineage: Eukaryota; Metazoa; Arthropoda; Insecta; Hymenoptera; Formicidae. The record is from RefSeq and is a predicted model, not a curated record. Bases 152 to 1666 code for a protein of 504 amino acids. Gene Ontology annotation, biological process: ribosomal large subunit export from nucleus. Gene Ontology annotation, cellular component: nucleus; cytoplasm.